Molecule: messenger RNA, 1667 nt
Organism: Phlebotomus papatasi
Lineage: Eukaryota; Metazoa; Arthropoda; Insecta; Diptera; Psychodidae
Product: mitochondrial enolase superfamily member 1-like
Exons: 4
Coding region: 163-1509 (448 amino acids)
Biological process (GO): amino acid catabolic process; carbohydrate catabolic process
Molecular function (GO): L-fuconate dehydratase activity; magnesium ion binding
Source: RefSeq, a predicted model, not a curated record
GAGAGAGAGCGAAGCAAAAUGCCAAUAAAAAUUCUCUUCGGUCACUGAUAACGGAUUCGUCGCGACACUCGCGCGCGAUCAUUUUCAGCUAAAACAUCUCGCACAGUUUCAAAACACCUUCCGAGCGAGUGACAAUAAAAUUGGGGAAAAAAAUCCACAAAAAUGAUUCCCACGGGAGAUGAUCUGAAAAUUAUUAGUGUUGACGUGAAGGAUAUUCGUUUUCCCACUUCCCUGGGAGCUCAUGGAUCAGAUGCAAUGCACACUGAUCCUGACUACUCUUGCGUCUACGUGACUCUGGAGACUCUCCGUGGAGUCAAUGGAAACGGUCUGACCUUCACUCUGGGCCGUGGAACUGACGUCGUGCGACUAAGUGUCAUGUCCAUGAAGCAUCUUCUUGAGGGACGCAAUGCCGGCGAGAUUUUCCGCAAUUUCUCCCAAACCUGGCGUUCUCUGACCAGUGAGUCUCAAUUGCGAUGGAUUGGUCCCGAAAAGGGCGUAACACAUCUCGCCGUAGCCGCCAUCGUGAAUGCCCUCUGGGAUCUCUGGGCAAAACUCGAGGGUGUCCCACUUUGGCGCCUUCUCACCAAUAUGGACCCCGAGCUUCUUGUCUCUACGAUCGACUUCCGCUACAUCAGUGAUGUCCUGACCCCAAGAGAAGCAAUAGAAAUGCUCAAAAAUGCUCAAGAGGGAAAACAAGAGAGAAUUGAAGAACUCCUAGAGAGAGGUUAUCCCGCCUAUACUACCCAAGUUGGCUGGAUGGGAUACAGCGAUGGAAAAAUCCGUGAAUUGUGCACGAAAUAUAUGGAUAUGGGCUUCCGGGCGUUUAAACUUAAAGUCGGAAGGGAUAUCAGUAGCGAUGUGAAACGCUGCGAGUUGGUUCGAAAAGAAAUUGGCUAUGAAAAUACCCUCAUGAUUGAUGCUAAUCAAAUCUGGGAUGUUAAUGAGGCUAUCGAGUGGGUAAAGAAGCUGGCCCACUUUAAACCACUAUUUAUCGAAGAACCAACUUCUCCGGAUGAUGUUCUAGGACAUGCAGCAAUUGCCAGAGCUCUUAGACCUCUAGGAAUUGGUGUGGCAACCGGAGAAAUGUGCUGCAACCGCGUACUCUUCAAGCAAUUCCUACAAGCUGGUGCAAUGCAGUACUGCCAGAUAGAUUCAGCUAGGAUUGGAGGAGUUAAUGAAAUUCUGAGUGUCUAUUUAAUGGCUAAAAAAUUCAAUGUCCCCGUCAUUCCUCAUGCUGGUGGUGUGGGAUUGUGUGAAAUGGUGCAGCAUCUGCAAAUGUGGGAAUAUACUUCACUGUGCAAAUCUCAGAAAAUGAUUGAAUUUGUGGAUCAGCAGCAUGAUCAAUUUGUCCAUCCCGCCAGAGUGAUCGAUGCUAAAUACACUGCUCCCACUGAUCCCGGUUACAGCACUGAAUUAACAGCUGAAGCUAUUGAAAAUUAUGAGUAUCCCAGUGGAAAAGAGUGGCAGAGAAUGUUUCAAGAGGGAAUCUUCCAGGAAAUCAAAUAUUGAGGCAUUUUUUUGGCGCAAUUUUUACAUCCCAUUUUUUAUCCAAGAUUUCAGCCAUUUUCAGCCAUUAUUAUCCAAAGGGUUAUUUUUUGGAGGGAAACGUGACACUUUUGUAAGGUUUGAGGUUAGAUUCUGAGGAAUAAAAGCGUUGAUUUGGAGGA